This is a messenger RNA of Phacochoerus africanus (Common warthog), 681 nucleotides long. RefSeq names its product fatty acid binding protein 3 (gene FABP3). NCBI's taxonomy places the organism in Eukaryota, Metazoa, Chordata, Mammalia, Artiodactyla, Suidae. Gene Ontology annotation, biological process: fatty acid transport. Gene Ontology annotation, molecular function: fatty acid binding. The transcript has 4 exons. The record is from RefSeq and is a predicted model, not a curated record. Bases 57 to 458 code for a protein of 133 amino acids. Gene Ontology annotation, cellular component: nucleus; cytosol.
CGGAAUUUUUGUACGCCUCUUCUGUCUUCUCUUUCUCAGCCUAGCCCAGCCUCACCAUGGUGGACGCCUUCGCGGGCACCUGGAAGCUAGUGGACAGCAAGAAUUUCGAUGACUACAUGAAGUCAAUUGGUGUGGGUUUUGCCACCAGGCAGGUGGCCAACAUGACCAAGCCUACCACAAUCAUCGAAGUGAAUGGGGACACAAUCACCGUAAAAACACAAAGCACCUUCAAGAGCACAGAGAUCAGCUUCAAGCUGGGAGUGGAGUUUGAUGAGACAACAGCAGAUGACAGGAAGGUCAAGUCCAUUGUGACACUGGAUGGAGCAAAACUUGUCCACCUGCAGAAGUGGAAUGGACAAGAGACAACGCUUGUUCGGGAACUAGUUGAUGGGAAACUCAUCCUGACACUCACCCAUGGCAGUGCAGUUUGCACUCGCACUUACGAGAAAGAGGCAUGACCUGCCCAUCCCUUCGACUGUUCCUGCCAAUUGGCUACUCCUGGACUCAGCACCAGAUUGCCUCAUUUUUUCCUCUGGCAUUUUGUAAAAAUCCACUUUGGGGAUAUUCUCCUGGGGUCAGGUUGCACCAGCCUGUGUUCAGUUCCGGUUCUUGUUGUGUAUGUUUGUUUUUUUUUAAUUGCAUCCAAAGGGUGCUCUGAGGUCAAUAAAAUAGCCAAAGCCA